Cynara cardunculus var. scolymus (artichoke) is the source of this 1380-nucleotide messenger RNA. Its product is annotated as protein trichome birefringence-like 8. Gene Ontology annotation, molecular function: O-acetyltransferase activity. The record is from RefSeq and is a predicted model, not a curated record. Gene Ontology annotation, cellular component: Golgi apparatus. The transcript is spliced from 4 exons. Lineage: Eukaryota; Viridiplantae; Streptophyta; Magnoliopsida; Asterales; Asteraceae. The coding region runs from base 1 to 1254 and encodes 417 amino acids.
AUGGAUCUUCAUCAAGAAAGUGAUCACCCACAAAAGCUACAUCAUCUUUUCAGUCUAUCUUUUCCCAAUAAGAAAGAUGUGGCUUAUUCAUUCAUCCUCUUCAUCUCUCUUCUCAUAACCUCCAUUGUUUUCUGCAACCUCGUAACCCCUUUCUACCCUCAUCUCCUUCUUCCUUUUAGCUUCUCAAGAACCCCAAAUGCCUCGCCAUGUGAUUAUUCGUACGGGAAAUGGGUUUGGGAUGAAAAUUACCCGACCCGGAAGUACAGUGAGGAUUGCCCGUUUCUUGAUCCAGGGUUCCAGUGCCGCCGCAAUGGGCGGCUGGAUGUUGGGUAUGUGAAAUGGCGAUGGCAACCACAUGGGUGUAAUUUACCCAGAUUUGAUGCAAAAGAUUUUCUGGAAAGAAGCAGAAAUGGACGGAUGGUUUUCGCCGGAGACUCCAUCGGAAGAAACCAAUGGGAGUCUCUGCUAUGCAUGCUGACUCACGGAGUCUCGAACCGAUCCACAGUAUACGAAGAGCAUGGAAACCCCAUAACCAAACACAGAGGCUUCCUUUCCAUCAGGUUUCAAGAUUACAAUUUCACCAUCCAAUACUACCGUGUGCCUCUGCUUGUCGUCAUCGAUGAUCCGCCGGAAAAUGCUUCUCGACAAGUCCGGCGAGCAAUUAGGGUUGACAAACUCCACCGAUUCUCUUCCAAAUGGGUUGGAGCAGAUGUUCUUGUCUUCAGUGCUGGUCACUGGUGGACCCAAGACAAAACCCUAAAGAUGGGGUGGUAUUUCCAGGAAAAAGGGACACUAAACAUGACAAUGGAUGUCAUGGAGGCAUUUGAGAAGUCUCUUCAGACAUUGAAGUCAUGGGCUUUGAAGAAUUGUGAUCCCAAAACCAGCCACGUUUUCUUCCGUAGCUAUUCUCCGGUACAUUUCAGGGGUGGAGAAUGGAACACCGGUGGUCAUUGUGAUCUUAGUAACGCACCGGAAACCAACCAUUUGAAGCCCGAAGUUAACGAACUCGUCAACAACCAAAUCAUCGAAAAUGUGGUCAAAGAGAUGGAAACCGCGAAACAUAAAGUCCAGUUCUUGAACAUCACGUAUCUAACUGCAAUGAGGAAAGAUGGUCACCCAUCGAGACACCGUGAGCCAGGAACUCCGGCUAAGGCUCCACAAGAUUGUAGCCACUGGUGCCUACCGGGUGUGCCCGACACUUGGAAUGAACUUCUUUAUGCACAACUAUUGUCCAGUGGAUACAAAGCAUGGUGAUCAAAAUGAAAAAUGAAGGUAUCAUUUGCCAUUCGUUCCUAUUGGGGCCCGACCAUGAUUCAUUGGCACACCGAGCCGGCUCAAGCACCUUGAUGGCUCGAGUCCGCACCAAGGAUGGUUCUUGUC